This is a messenger RNA of Cladophialophora carrionii CBS 160.54, 1869 nucleotides long. RefSeq lists its product as uncharacterized. NCBI's taxonomy places the organism in Eukaryota, Fungi, Ascomycota, Eurotiomycetes, Chaetothyriales, Herpotrichiellaceae. The transcript has a single exon. The coding region runs from base 1 to 1869 and encodes 622 amino acids. The record is from RefSeq and is a predicted model, not a curated record.
AUGCGCUCCGCUCUUAUUGCGCCCGCCUUGUGGCUGGGUGUGACCACAGUCUUUCCUGGUGCUUCUGCGCAGGAGGAAACGUCCACCACCGCUACAGUUGCGGACGCAGGUACUACAGAUUGGCCGUGGCCAGCUGAGCCCUACCCAGGUGCUAGCAUUUGGCUUGACUGGAUCAGCUCUGCCAGCAGCUUGAGUACCACGACCUCCUCCGCAACUGCUACUUCCUUCGCCGACGAUGUCGCCAGCACGACCUUGUCGACAACUGCUGUUUUGACCACCACCACAAUGGAUGUCGAUUCAACUUCUUCGGAUGUAUCUACUUCGUCCACUGAGACCAUUUCCGAUACUGUAACAACAUCUCCCGGUAUUUUGACCUCAACUUCCGAAAGAGCAGCUGAUCCGACCGCAACAUCAUCUAGCUCUACCGGAGAAUCGGCAACAUCAUCCACCUGGUCCUGGGCCUGGACAACCACCACGGGAAACUUGGAGACCACGGCCACAACCUCAGCAGGAGAAGGCCCGGACACCACCUCCUCCUCAUCCAACACGGUGACGACAUCGGACACGGCCACUACCACGACGUCAAGUAACAAUCCAAGGCCCACUACUUGCCCGUACGCCGGCUUGUCCCUUCUCAGUGGCACAGAUUCAUGUGUCAGGUACAACUUCAUCUGCGACAAGACCUAUGAUGAGAGCAGCUUCCGCGGUGCCUGGAUCACGAGGGACACUCCGGAGCUAUGCGCUCGCCGUUGUGACACCGUUAACGCUAGUCAAGGUGCUGGGACAUGUGUGGGGGUUGUCUUCAACACUACGACCGAUACGGAUAACUGCAGAGUCCUCAGGAACCUCAACAACCCCAUCACCAGCUCCGACACCAUUGCCCUGCUCAUUCAGAGAGAUCCAAAUUGUGGCAGAGUGGUUAGCUCCGCGACUGUCUCGGAUGAAGCGUCUCCUACUACGUUGACAUCGUCUCUCACAACCUCGACUGGGUCCGUCACCACACACGCGUCUAGGCCCACGUCUUCAUCUGGUGCUUCAACCUCUUACUCCGAUGCACCUAUUUCGGCUGGUGAGACCUCGAGCUCUAUCUCCGAGCUGACUACUGCUACAACCACUUCCGGAUCCACAAUCACGGGGGUUCCAGCCUCAGCCACUUGGACUACACGUACACGCAACCCCUGGAGCGAUUGGACCAGCGGCUCGUGGAGCAGCCAAUCCAGACGGUGGUCAGCUACUUCCAGCGGAAACUUCACGUUCGCCACUGCACGCCCCACCGUGAGCAGCUCGGGCGCUACUCCACCCCUCGCAACUACAUCGGUUCCAUUCCGAUUGAAUGAAACCUUGACGACCUCUGCCACAGUCUCUACCUCUGUUUCAGGUGCCUCCACCUAUACCGGGGCCAGCAGUACAACCAGUGCAACCGGCGCGUCAAACGCGACCGUGACGUCCAGCACCCUGGGAUCUCCCAUCUCGGCUACUAGCUCCUGGUCCUGGUCCAACUCUACCAGCACCAUCAAUGCUCCCAAUACUACGUCGCAUUCCAACUCUUCUUCCACCGUUGCCGCAAUUACAACGUCGUACACCAGCACCACACGCUCUGCAGCCGCAACAUCCACGACAAGCAACACAUGCCCGGCGUCGACCACCACUUUCAUUAUCACAGUCUCUGGAGCCCCCGCAAGUGUCACCGGCCCAAUCGUCACUGUCACUGGUACUGUUACCGAAACCACUACGAGAACAAGAACAACGAGGACCACGACUGUUGAGACAAUCACUUCGACAUCCACCGUGUCCGCGACUUCCAGCGUGACCGUCUUUGUGACUACAACUCACACCCUUGGUCAGCGCUGGGGACGGUGGCACUGGUAG